AUGGUCGUACGUCCCUACUUUACCUCUGAUAAGCAGGUUCUGCCGUUCGAAAAGGUGAUCGCACUCGAACGCAUUGACAACUGGACAUUCCGCUCCAUCGUCAAAGCCUACUCCCCGACUGGUGGUGAGAAUGGGACGUACGGCGGCCACGUGUUUGCGCAAGCCGCAUGGGCUGCUGCCCAGACUGUCGCAGAAGGAUUUCUCAUACAUAACAUUACCGGGUGGUUCGUACUAGGUGGGAAGCCCAAUGAACACUACACCUAUCGCGUCCGAAAGAUUCGAGACGGUUACAAUUAUUGCACACGAAACGUGACCGUAAGCCAGGUUGCAGCCGACGGAGAUAUGUUCACCUGUACCUGCUCCUUCAAACGCGAAGAAAGCUCACCAUUCGAUAUGCAAGAGUCUGUUGAUCUGAAAGAGGUGUAUCGCGACGCACUAGAAGGCAAAGAAGAUGAGCCAAUGGAGCAUGCGGCUGCUCCAAGCAAUGAUUCCGAGCAUUUCCGGGAAACUUACCUUCCAGCUCAUCCCGAUCACUUUAACCCCAUCGCCGGCUUGCACAUCCGCAAGGCUGACAUGUCGAAGUACAAUCAAAGCCGUCAUCCGCUCGAUCGUAAACAGCUGACGUUUUACACGCUGCGCGGUGCACUUCCAUUACCAACCGCACCAUAUCCACCGCCCUCGGAAUCCGACCAGAAGCUCACAUUGACACGAGAGGCCAACAUGCACGCCUGUGCACACUUGUACGCAUCGGAUCGUAACUCGCUAUUCAUUGUGCCAAACCAUCUCGACCGGCCUCGGGGUUACAAACGCAUGGCAUCACUAUCUCACAGCGUCAUCUUCCAUGUCGGUAUCAAGGACCUCAUCAUGCCUAGUGAACCGCGGAUCGACCACCCGAACGCCGACGCGACAUUGUGGGAAGAUGGUCCGCUGCCACUCUGUAACCUGGAGGGACACAAGGGCAGUGAUAAGGACGGACGAAAAUGGUUUGUGCAAGAAGCGUGGCUUACUCGAGCUACGGGAGGUAGAGCGCUACAUAAUAGCCGUAUGUGGGACUAUGAGAGUGGCGUACAUAUUGCGACGACCUUCCAGGAUGGAUUGAUUAGGUUCAAAGAGGAUGCAAAAAUCUGA
Alternaria incomplexa is the source of this 1128-nucleotide messenger RNA. RefSeq lists its product as uncharacterized. Gene Ontology annotation, cellular component: peroxisomal matrix. Gene Ontology annotation, molecular function: fatty acyl-CoA hydrolase activity. Lineage: Eukaryota; Fungi; Ascomycota; Dothideomycetes; Pleosporales; Pleosporaceae. Gene Ontology annotation, biological process: acyl-CoA metabolic process; fatty acid catabolic process. The record is from RefSeq and is a predicted model, not a curated record. The coding region runs from base 1 to 1128 and encodes 375 amino acids. The transcript is spliced from 3 exons.